Molecule: messenger RNA, 414 nt
Organism: Pan troglodytes (chimpanzee)
Lineage: Eukaryota; Metazoa; Chordata; Mammalia; Primates; Hominidae
Gene: NDUFB7
Product: NADH:ubiquinone oxidoreductase subunit B7
Cellular component (GO): mitochondrion; respiratory chain complex I
Source: RefSeq, marked provisional
AUGGGGGCGCACCUGGUCCGGCGCUACCUGGGCGAUGCCUCGGUGGAGCCCGACCCCCUGCAGAUGCCAACCUUCCCGCCAGACUACGGCUUCCCCGAACGCAAGGAGCGCGAGAUGGUGGCCACACAGCAGGAGAUGAUGGACGCACAGCUGAGGCUCCAGCUGCGGGACUACUGCGCCCACUACCUCAUCCGGCUGCUCAAGUGCAAGCGUGACAGCUUCCCCAACUUCCUGGCCUGCAAGCAGGAGCGGCACGACUGGGACUACUGCGAGCACCGCGACUAUGUGAUGCGCAUGAAGGAGUUUGAGCGGGAGCGGAGGCUGCUCCAGCGGAAGAAGCGGCGGGAGAAGAAGGCGGCAGAGUUGGCCAAAGGCCAGGGACCCGGGGAAGUGGACCCCAAGGUGGCCCUGUAG